Messenger RNA from Cariama cristata (Red-legged seriema), 4593 nucleotides. RefSeq names its product PR domain containing 2, with ZNF domain (gene PRDM2). Gene Ontology annotation, cellular component: nucleus. Gene Ontology annotation, molecular function: histone methyltransferase activity. The record is from RefSeq and is a predicted model, not a curated record. The transcript has 3 exons. Lineage: Eukaryota; Metazoa; Chordata; Aves; Cariamiformes; Cariamidae. The coding region runs from base 85 to 4488 and encodes 1467 amino acids.
AAGUCUCAGGAAGGUAAAAACAAGGGAAAGAAGGCAGCGGAUACAAAACAGAAAAAGGCUGAUUUGGAUUCUACUUCUGCAGAUAUGAGGGAUUCGAAAGAGGGUCAUAAAGAGGAAGAUGAAACACCUUCUGUUUCUGCCGUGCUGUCCCUGGAACAAACAGCCGUGAUUCAGGAAAUGGUAAAUCAAGAUGUACUUCCAAAGCUGAUGAUCCCCAGUCCUACCAGUGAACCACAAAUGGUAACUGAAGAGAAACAAGGAGAGGCAGUAAACUGUGCAUCAGAUGAUUUAGAUGAUGAUGAAGAGGAAGAGGAUGAAGAAGAGGAAGAUGAAGAGGAGAUAGAAGAUACCAAUAUGCCUAAAGAAAAUGCUGAAAUGCCUUUGAUAUGUGAAGAAAAGUUAGAUUCUAUGGAAGAGCAAAAGAGUACAUCAGAAGAAUCUCCAGAAAGCUCUCCGAAGAAAAAACUUGUGGUGAAAAUUCCAAAAGCGAGAGGUGAAUCAAAUGGUGAUGUUCAGGAAACAUUCAUGUUUCCCUGUCAGCAUUGUGAGAGGAAGUUUACAACAAAGCAAGGACUUGAACGCCACAUGCACAUCCAUAUAUCUACUGUUAACCAUGCUUUCAAGUGUCGAUAUUGUGGGAAAGCCUUUGGUACUCAAAUUAACAGGCGAAGACAUGAGCGACGCCAUGAGGCAGGGCCAAAAAGGAAACCGUUCUUAACACUAACGUCAUCACAACACUUGGAUAAUGUUGCAGAUAACCAAGUAAUUGUGGAUGAUGGUCUUAAAGAUGACCUGAAUGUUCCCAGUCUCGUACAAGACUCUGUUGUCUUGGAUUCUGAGAAAGUUCCCCAAGAAAUGUCAAACUCCACUUUUGCUGAGGAAAAUAAGGAGCCCAAAGAAUUGCAUCCGUGCAAAUACUGCAAGAAGGUUUUUGGAACUCACACCAACAUGCGGAGGCAUCAGCGUAGGGUUCAUGAGCGUCAUCUUAUUCCCAAAGGUGUCAGAAGAAAAGGAUUCUUUACUGAAGAGCCACCGCUUCAGACAGAGCAGACCCCACCAGUCCAGAGUGUAUAUAUAGCAAGUACAGAAAUAGAAGAGGAAGGUGAAGUAGAUGAUGUCUAUAUUAUGGAUAUUUCCAGCAAUAUCUCUGAAAAUUUAAAUUAUUACAUUGAUGGUAAAAUUCAGUCCAACAGCAGCACUAGCAAUUGUGAUGUGAUUCAGAUGGAGUCCAACUCUGCAGACUUAUAUGGACUAAAUUGUAUAAUCAGUCCAGUCACGGUGGAAAUUUCCCCAACUUUAAAGGUUACACAAACACAUGUGAAUGAACCUCCCAAGGAACCCUCAAGCAGCGGGAGCAAUGAAUCCAAAAAGAGAAGAACUGCCAGCCCUCCUCUUGUACCAAAAAUAAAAACUGAAAUAGACCCAGAACCUAUAACUCCUACUAGUUCUUUAAAUCUUCCUCUUAGCAUUUCAACAGAAAGCUUACCUUUUCAUAAAGAAAAAGGUGUUUAUUUGUCAUCAAAAUUAAAACAGCUUCUUCAGACACAGGACAGUAAGAAGAUAACUCCGUCAAGUGAAAUCCCUAAACUAGGACCUUCUGUUACAUCAUCGCCUAUUUUGCCUCCAGUAUCCAGCAGAUUUAAAAGAAGGACCAGUUCUCCUCCCAGUUCUCCACAGCACAGUCCAGUACUUCGAGACUUUGUCAAGUCAGGCGAGGGGAAAACAGCGUGGAAUGAUAAUAUUCGGAGUUCAAAAAUGCCAAAGUUAGAAAGUCACAGCAACUCACCUGCCUGGAGCUUGACUGGAAGGGAGGAAAAAGAGACUCUGAGCCCUCUUUGCUUUGAAGACUAUAAAAUAUCAAAAGACUGGACAGCAGCUCCAACUUUUGGCAAUGUAUGCAACCAGCAGCCACUGGAUUUAUCCAGUGGUGUGAAACAAAGGUCUGACGUCAAAAAUAAGAAUCAGGUUCCCUGGGAAUCUGUUUUAGAUUUAAGUGUGCAUAAGAAGCCUUGCGGUGAUGCUGAAAUCAGGGAAUAUAAAGAAAAUUCCGUACAGCCAACCUGUAGUGGUGUUAAAAAGAAGAAACCAACCACUUGCAUGUUACAGAAGGUUCUGCUGAAUGAGUAUAAUGGAACGGAUGCAGCCACAGACAGCACACUCAGUGUAAACAGGAGUGCGAGCCCGAGCAAAUCCCUGGAGCCUCAGGCAGAACCUGACACGGAUCCCAGUCUGUCUGCAUCGUCUUCUGUUGACACUCAGCCCCUUAGUUCCUCCGUUUCCCCUGUGCCACAGGCAUCUGCUGUACCUUCCAUGUGCCAGCUGCCUCCUUUGUUAACACCAACCAAUCCUCCUUCCCCGCCACCCUGCCCGCCUGUGUUAACAGUUGCUACAUCACCUCCUCCCCUCCUUCCGACAAUGCCGUUAUCAAUUCCAGAUGUCUCUGCCAGUGCCACCAACACUUCUUCUUGUCCAUCGCCACUUUCUAACACUACUACCCAGUCCCCGCUACCAGUUCUUUCACCGACAGUUUCUCCUUCUCCAUCUCCUGUUCCUUCUGUUGAACCUCUUAUUUCUGCUGCUUCACCUGGUCCUCCUACACUCUCUUCCUCAUCUUCCUCCUCCUCUUCCUCCUCUUUCUCCUCCUCUUCAUCUUCAUCAUCUCCAUCUCCACCUCCUCUUUCUGUAGUUUCUUCUGUUGUUUCAUCUGCUGAUAAUCUUGAAAAUAGUCUCCCAAUAAUAAAACAGGAAGAACCCGAAAAUGAGCAACAGAAAGCAAGAGAAGAUCCUCAUACUUCAAGUGAAUCAGGAGUAGUACAGGAAACAUUCAAUAAAAGCUUUGUGUGCAAUGUCUGUGAAUCACCUUUUCUUUCCAUUAAAGACCUAACGAAGCAUUUAUCCAUUCAUGCUGAAGAAUGGCCCUUCAAAUGUGAAUUCUGUGUACAGCUUUUUAGGGAUAAAACAGACUUGUCAGAACAUCGCUUUCUGCUUCAUGGAGUAGGAAAUAUCUUUGUUUGCUCGGUCUGUAAAAAGGAAUUUGCUUUUUUGUGCAAUUUGCAACAGCAUCAGCGGGAUCUCCAUCCAGACAAAGAGUGCACACAUCAUGAGUUUGAAAGUGGGACUUUGAGACCCCAGAAUUUUACUGACCCCAGUAAGGCGAACGCGGAGCACAUGCAGAACCUGCCAGAAGAUUCUUUGGAACCUUCUAAAGAGGAGGAAGAUGAAGAUCUAAAUGAUUCCUCCGAAGAGCUUUAUACUACUAUAAAAAUAAUGGCUUCUGGAGUAAAAUCUAAAGAUCCGGAUGUCCGUAUGGGCCUCAAUCAACACUACCCAAGCUUUAAACCACCUCCAUUUCAGUAUCAUCAUCGUAAUCCUAUGGGUAUUGGAGUUACUGCGACAAACUUCACUACCCACAAUAUUCCACAGACUUUUACUACUGCCAUUCGAUGCACAAAAUGCGGGAAGAGUGUUGAUAACAUGCCUGAGUUACACAAACACAUAUUGGCCUGUGCAUCUGCCAGUGAUAAAAAGAGAUACACACCUAAAAAAAAUCCUGUACCACUGAAACAGACAGUGCAGCCUAAGAAUGGCAUGGUUGUUAUAGCUGGCCCUGGAAAGAAUGCCUUCAGACGAAUGGGUCAGCCUAAAAGACUUAAUUUUAAUGUUGAGAUUAGCAAAAUGUCCUCAAAUAAACUAAAAAUAAGUGCAUUGAAAAAGAAGAACCAGCUUGUCCAGAAGGCUAUCUUGCAAAAAAAGAAAUCUGCCCAGCAGAAGGCAGAAUUGAAAAAUAAUCCAUCCGAGUCCGACUCUCACAUCUGCCCCUACUGUAAUAGAGAGUUUACUUAUAUUGGAAGUUUGAACAAACAUGCAUCAUAUAGCUGUCCCAAAAAACCCAUCUCUCCCUCCUCUAAAAAGAAUUCUUCCAAAAAAAGUGCAAGUUCUUCACCUGCCAGCAGUGAAAAAGGCGGCAACCAGCGGAGGCGAACAGCCGAUGCGGAAAUCAAAAUGCAGAGCAUGCAGCCUCACUUGGGCAAGACAAGAGCACGAACCUCAGGACCUGCACAAAUCCAACUUCCCUCUGCAUCCUUCAAAUCAAAACAAAAUGUUAAAUUUGUACCUCCUAUUCGAUCUAAAAAGCCAAAUUCAUCUUCGUCUCUGAGGAACUCUAGUCCUGUAAGAGUGUCCAAAAUGUCCCACGUUGAUGGGAAAAAAACGAAGGUGGUCGCUAAGAACAGUUCCUCUGGUAUCUCAAGCAAAGCCUCCCGGAAAUUGCACGUCAGAAUACAAAGGAAUAAUAAAGCGGUUUUGCCAAGUAAGUCUGCUGUGGCAAGUAAGAGAAAGGCAGACAGAUUUACUGUAAAAUCUAGAGAGAGGAUUGGAGGACCUAUUACACGAAGCCUGCAGCAGGCGGCAAAUGCAGAGGCAGCAGAAAACAAAAGAGAUGAAAGCAGUACAAAGCAAGAACUAAAAGAUUUCAGGAAUCUCCUGUAAAAACAAAACAAAACAAAAAAACCCUUAAUGACAUGGUAGAGCUGUUGCAUGCUCAACUUAGGAUAAGCACUACGACAAUGGAUGUGAAAUCCACCGAGCUUGCGA